Pimephales promelas (fathead minnow) is the source of this 2846-nucleotide messenger RNA. RefSeq names its product solute carrier family 1 member 1 (gene slc1a1). Gene Ontology annotation, biological process: L-glutamate transmembrane transport. The record is from RefSeq and is a predicted model, not a curated record. NCBI's taxonomy places the organism in Eukaryota, Metazoa, Chordata, Actinopteri, Cypriniformes, Leuciscidae. Gene Ontology annotation, molecular function: glutamate:sodium symporter activity; L-cysteine transmembrane transporter activity; L-glutamate transmembrane transporter activity. Gene Ontology annotation, cellular component: plasma membrane.
AGAGAAGAGUCACAUCCAUCACCCCUCCCAACAGCAGCUGCAGCUUCACACAAACCUGCCUCACAUUAUUCCAACGGUCCUUCGUCUGACUAAAACGAGCGCGAGCCUCGCCAUAUUCAUUCGCGUUUCCACAUCAGCCCGUGUGCCUGUCCAUUAUGGAUGUGCUGGGAAAGAAAGAGCGGAGAGGUAGAGAUGUGAAGGGCUUGCUGAAGAGGAACUGGAUUCUAAUUGCAACCAUCGCCUCGGUGAUACUGGGGAUCGGGCUUGGAGUGCUGGUGCGGGACUAUACCUCUCUGUCCCAGCUGGAGAAGCAGUACUUUGGCUUCCCAGGAGAAGUCCUGAUGAGAAUGCUAAAGCUGGUCAUCCUGCCGCUCAUCGUCUCCAGCAUGAUAACAGGAGUGGCAGCGCUGGACUCAGAGGUGUCCGGCAGGAUUGGGCUUCGUGCAGUGGUUUAUUAUCUCUCCACUACCAUCAUUGCUGUCGUUCUUGGAAUCGUUCUUGUGACGACUAUUAAACCUGGGGUCUCUCAGAGUACUGAAAAUAUCGAGAGAGCGGGAAGCACACCAAAUGUGACCACAGUUGACACCUUGCUGGACCUUAUUAGGAAUAUGUUUCCUGAAAAUCUUGUGCAAGCCUGUUUUCAGCAGUAUAAGACGCAGCGCAAAGAGAUUGAACCAUCGAAAACCAACACAAACACAACUACAUUUCCACCCUUCACCACCAUUAUUUCAACAGUUGCACAGAAUUUGACCCAAGACUACAAGAUCGUGGGCUCAUAUUCAGAUGGGAUUAAUGUUCUUGGUAUCAUCGUAUUCUGUGUGACUUUCGGCCUUGUCAUCGGCAAGAUGGGAGAGAGGGGACGCAUCCUGCUAGAGUUUUUCGAUGCUCUGAAUGAGGCCACCAUGCAGCUUGUUCAGAUUAUUAUGUGUUACAUGCCCAUUGGCAUCUUGUUCCUGAUUGCUGCUAAGAUCAUUGAGGUGGACGACUGGGAAAUCUUCAGGAAGAUGGGCCUGUACAUGGUGACGGUGCUCAGCGGACUGGCCAUCCAUUCCAUCAUAUUCCUCCCCCUGAUAUACUUUGUGUUUGUGAGGAAGAAUCCAUUCACCUUCACUCUGGGAAUGGCACAGGCCUUGGUAACGGCUCUCAUGAUUUCCUCAAGCUCAGCCACUCUGCCGGUCACAUUCCGAUGUGCAGAAGAGAACAACAGGAUUGACAAGAGGAUCACUCGCUUUGUCCUUCCAGUUGGUGCGACUAUCAAUAUGGAUGGCACUGCACUGUAUGAAGCUGUUGCUUCUAUAUUCAUAGCUCAGUUGAACAACUAUGAUCUGGACGUUGGCCAGAUUGUUACCAUUAGUAUCACAGCAACAGUCGCCAGCAUUGGUGCAGCAGGAGUUCCGAAUGCUGGACUGGUAACCAUGGUGAUAGUCCUCACAGCAGUUGGCCUUCCAGCCAACGAUGUCACCCUCAUCGUUGCUGUCGAUUGGCUGCUCGAUCGCUUCCGAACCAUGAUCAACGUGUUGGGAGAUGCCUACGGUGCUGGAAUAGUCCAGAAGCUGUCUAAGCAAGAACUAGAGAGGAUAGACCUGAUUUCAGACGUGGAUGCGGCCAACCCCUUCGCCCUAGAGACCACGCUGGACGACGACGAGUGCGAGAAGAAAUCUUACGUGAACGGCGGAUUCACCAUUGACAAAAGCGACGCCAUUUCCUUCACCGAGACCUCCCAGUUUUAGAGGUAACGUGACAUCACUGAAAGGAAGGUUCAGAGAGGUAGGAGCCAUUCAUAAAAGCUGUGCUAUGACUAGGACAGAAAGUCAUUAGCAAGGACAUGAUUGAGCGCAGACAUUAGCAAUACCUGCCCUUGCGGUUCUCCUUCCUUCAUUUUCCAUGCUCUUGAACUUACGUGUGCGCUAGACAGAGAGAAAAAAAAAUGGCCGUAAGGAAACUAUGUGCUUCCACAGCUCAUUUACAUGUUGCCAUGAUUUAUGCAAAGCGUUUUUUUCUUUAAUUAACUGCUGUUGUUUUCUUUGGCUUCGUACUAAUGAAAAGCUUUUUAGCAGUAGGUGAUUUUUGUAUCGUACAACAAAGAGCAUGUUGCUAACUAGCCAAUGUUAUUAUACACAAAAAACGCUGAAUUUAAGGUCAUCGAAAUAAAUCUGCUUGAUUUUUCUUCGCAAAUUACGUUCAUUUGUUUUAGACUCGGUAAAGUGUGAAAUUUUGCCAGUUAUGUAUUUGCACUUGCUAUUGAGAGCCAAAUGUGUAUGAGCUUUGCGUGUCUUUCAUUUCAGAUUUGUGCCAAAUUGUUGAUAUGAAGGGGAACAUUUUUAUACAAACUUCUAAAAUGAAAUGAAAUAUUGCAUGAUAAGGAUUUGAUAUGAAGUACAGGAAUGGCCUUGAGAAUGAAAAUCAGAUCCUUUGUACACAAUUAUUUUGUCAUGACACUGAAGGUGGCAAGCCUUAAUAGUUUCUUCAGCAAGCCACUCAUUUUAUGGUUUUACUUUGUUGUUGUUGAUGAAUCAGAGCUAUUUUGACGAAUAUUUUUUAACAGACUACACCGAUGAUGUUGUCAGUGCCAAAUUUCUGCCAUUGAAUUCGUUUUUUAAGUUUAUUUUUACACUAUUUAAUUUCUUUAUAUUUUGUUACAUUAGAAAUGAGAGAAAACGAUCAAUGUGAACUGAAGCAUUAAUGGUCUGUCUUUGAGGUUCUGGAACUGAAUUACCACCAUAAAGCACACCAUUGUACAACUGUAUUUAUACAGAACAGUAGUCAAAUUAGUUAUACUGUAUGAUUCAACAAGUACUGUAUGUGUAUCCACAAAAUAAUAAAGACAAAUGUCAACACCUGAAAAA